UCAAAUGAUAUUCAAAUUUCAGAGUCUGGGGCUUUAGGGAUCUUUUUCUUCUUCGUGUUACAAGUCUUGGAAAAUAACUCAAGAAAAAAGAAAAUGCAGCCACAACCAACCCAGUCUAUGAAUUCUUCCACUUCAACGCCUUUCAAUCUCAUCACCACUGAACAGAUUCAGAAGUACUUGGAAGAGAAUAAAAACUUGAUUAUGGCAAUACUGGAAAAUCAGAACCUGGGGAAAAUGGUUGAAUGUGCCCAGUACCAAGCUAUCCUUCAGAAGAAUUUGAUGUAUUUAGCAGCAGUUGCUGAUGCCCAGCCACCACCAGGAUCAACAUCGUCGCAGGUUCCCUCUAGUUCUGUUGCUUCACAAGGAAACUAUUUGCCGCAGACUAAAGCUUCAGCUGUUAAACAGCCAAUGGCAAAGUUGCCAUUCCAGGUUAAUGCACUCCAACCUCAAGACCAGCAAAAUCAAGUACUCCAUUUCCAAAAACAGCAACAGAUGCAAGGGCACUUUGGCCUUGGAGGUGGUGUCAAUAACAGCAUGCAUUUUCUUAUGCAACCUGGAGUUGGCAUUUCAGGCAGUUUGAUGGAUUUGAGAGGACCCCAACCUGGUGGAUUGGAAGCUAUUUCUGGUGAUGGCCAAGGGAACUCGGGUUUAGGACGUACUGAGGGUAGAGAUUGAUUUCCUAAUGGUUAUACAAACUUAUAGGUGGGAUAAGAAGAAACUUUUUUGGGUGAUGUUUUAGAAACAUUUUUGGGUGAUGUCUCACCUGUUUCUUGUGAUUCUUGUAUGAAACAAUCUAUAAUAAUAUUUUCGUUAACUUUGCAGCAA
Molecule: messenger RNA, 825 nt
Organism: Olea europaea var. sylvestris
Lineage: Eukaryota; Viridiplantae; Streptophyta; Magnoliopsida; Lamiales; Oleaceae
Product: GRF1-interacting factor 2-like
Exons: 4
Coding region: 94-675 (193 amino acids)
Biological process (GO): cell population proliferation; positive regulation of transcription by RNA polymerase II; leaf development
Cellular component (GO): nucleus
Molecular function (GO): transcription coactivator activity
Source: RefSeq, a predicted model, not a curated record